This is a messenger RNA of Diachasmimorpha longicaudata, 1089 nucleotides long. RefSeq names its product cryptochrome-1-like. Gene Ontology annotation, biological process: entrainment of circadian clock by photoperiod; negative regulation of DNA-templated transcription; circadian regulation of gene expression. NCBI's taxonomy places the organism in Eukaryota, Metazoa, Arthropoda, Insecta, Hymenoptera, Braconidae. The record is from RefSeq and is a predicted model, not a curated record. Gene Ontology annotation, cellular component: nucleus; cytoplasm. Gene Ontology annotation, molecular function: FAD binding; DNA binding.
AUGGUGGGGACACCACUACACUCGCAUAAUUUCACCCCCAACUUAAGUUUAAAGUUUGGACGUGCAAUUCUGGGACACCCUGUAUAUUUGAAGCAGGGGAUAAAUAAUUUACGGGGUCUCCAACCCAUCGUCAGAAAAUCCCGAGCAUCACGACUCGUGGAAUCUAUCACAUUCUCUAGUCUUCUUUUUUUUUUUAAGUUAUUACGUUUAAGUCAUUACGUUUACGUUUUAGUUAGAGUUUUUGUCCGUUGUCGGUUCGAUACUGAGGGAGAAAGUGAAGGACUUCUCCGACUUGAACGUCACCUGGAGCGAAAGCCCUGGAUAACGAGCUUUGGCCGACCUAAGAUGACACCCCAAUCUCUACUCCCAAGCCGGACCAGUCUACCACUCAGUCCACGAUUUUUCUACUAUUAACUUCGAGAUCUCUACAAAAAAGUAAAAAACAAUGCGAAACCUCGUUCGCUGCAGGGUCAAUUGCUGCAGCGGGAAUUUUUCUACUGUGCAGCAACGAAAACUCAAAAUUUCGAUCGGAUGCAAGGAAAUCCACUUUGUCCAAGGAAUCCAAAAAAUCCUGAGGCAUUAGCUAAAUAGGCGAACGCGAAGAGUGGGUUCCCAUAGAGCGAUGCAAUAAUGACACAGCUGAAGGAAGCGGGCUGGAUGCAUCAUUUAGCUCCUCAUGAAGUUGCCUGCUACCUGACUAGAGGAGAUCUUUGGAUUUCCUGGGAAAAAAGGAUAAAGAUGUUUGAUGAGUUGCUGCUGGCAUAUGGAUGUGACUGUCUUGCACUCUUCAUUUUUUCAACAUAUUUUCCAUUGCUACUGUCCAGUGAUAUUUGGCGGGAAAGCCGACCCCAAUGGGGUAAUCCCCAUAUCCGGCAAGUGGAAUUUGUUCCUAACAUAUAUGGUGACCUGCAGCAUCAAUACAAUUCUGAGUACGAGUCACCACUGAUUCUGUACAUCGUAUCAAAACUUGCAAUGAGAUUUCUCUACACACUGCUGGAAUCUCAUUACAAAGAAUGUCUACGUUAUGUGGUUUACGUUUGUACACCUCAUCUUUUACUGUGCCCCACAAGAAGAAAUCCAGUGGUGUAA